Molecule: messenger RNA, 6304 nt
Organism: Blepharisma stoltei
Lineage: Eukaryota; Ciliophora; Heterotrichea; Heterotrichida; Blepharismidae
Source: the annotation of a GenBank genome assembly
AUGAGUUAUAAACAAAACUCUUGGGUUACAGUAUUCUUACUUACUUAAUUAUUUAUAUCGUUUAACGUUCACUACGGGGUAGCCGUUUGCAGAGCUGCCACCAUAUUUGUUUAUGUGUCGGGCCCAUGGACCUAUGAUCAAUCCACUUUGUUGCACCAUGAUACAGGCAAAUAUAGCGUUCCGGCUUCGAUGGGCUGCGUUGUCUCGCUCCUCCUUGACUAUGAUCCUGCGCGUGUUCCGCCUAAGGGUUAACUUCCCCUGGUGUGCUGAGAAAUAAAACUUCGAGCCUCUUGAUGUACUUGGAGCAGUGCCUCUACUUUAUAUGCCAGAGUUAAACCGCUAUUGCUGUACAAAAGAAGUUCUCACUCCCCCCUCUUUAAAUUGGAACAAAAAAUUUUGUUUCAAUUUAAAGGGGGUUAAGAAAAUUUUUUGAAAAAAAAAUCAAUAUAAAAUGUUUUUAUAAAAAAAAAAAAAUUUCUAAAAUUUGUUUAAUGAAAUGCUAUUUACUCUUUAUCCUUAAAAAUUAAGCAAUAUAUAACUAAAUUUUUAUUAUUAGUUAAUACACCACUAUUAAUUGGAAUCAAAACUAUUUGCACAAAUUAUUAUUGUUAUUGAUAUAGCUUCUUUCGCGUUUUUUCAGUAUUAUUAUGGAAGAUCUAUCUUUGAGGGCAAGACUAGCUUCUUCUACAUUUUUUAUUUUCUUGGACUGUUUAGAUAAGCUAAGACCUUUUAACGAUCAAUUAAUUUAAUUUUAAAACGUUUUAAACCAAGAAAAAGCUUUUAAUUCGUUAAGGAAGGCUAUUUUUCAGCGCUCAUGCUUAAUGCCCUUCAUUCAUGCGAGUAAUGGUCCUGGAGCUCGAAAUAAGGAGAUCUGCAAUGAGGAAACACUCUAAUGGGCUCAUGGCAGCAAUAUUGGUGUACGGGCUGGGGAGCAGCAAACAGUAUGUUAAGUCCCGGCCUGCUUGUGAAAUGCCUGGAAGGAAGUAGUCGAUGUAGGCUAAAAGUGCAUAUAAGCUUCCUUUGCCAUGAUUUUCGGCUGCUUGAGAAAGCAAGACUAUCAUAGUUGCUACUUCUUGGCUUACUGGGGGUUCGGUGUGUUGGCUUCAUUAUUAUGACAUUUUUAGCAAACCUAAUUUUUUGACAAGUCUAAGUAAAAAUAGCAAAUUAUUAUGGAGGCCAACACAACAAUUAUAGAUGCCACUGCGAUUAUUAAAAAAAAUUAAAAGAAAUAUCUAAUAAAAGGCUUGCAAAGGAAGAUUUUUAGGAUUAGUUAAUAUUUAUAUGUAUUGAAUUUUAUAUUGCUAAAAACCAUCUUUGUUUUUAAUUUUUAAUAUUAAGAGAUUAAUCUUAUAGACUCAAAAGUGGGUGAGCCUUCAAGGGUAAUUGAUGCACAUCUCAAUCGUAUGCUUACGUGGUAAUAUUAGAGACAAACUCAUAAAGACUUGGAGGAAUUUAACUUUUUAUAAUUCUGAAGGCCAUCUUUAUUAUAAAAUAUUCAAUAAUAGUCUAUAUCGUUGGAGACUCAAAAGUGGGUGACGCCUUCGACGGGAAAUUUAAGUAGAUCUAGUAGCGUGCCUAUAGUAAGAAUAUCAGAGGUAAACUUAUAAAGACCUUGGAGAAAAUAUUUAAAUUUCAUAAUGUCCCUCUUUUUAUUGAAAAAUUUCAUUGCAAUUGAUGAAGCUUAUAAACUUGAAAGUUGGCGAUGCCUUUAAGGGGAAAUUAAAUCAUGUUUAAUAGCAAUCUUACAGUAGUAAUAUCAGAGGUAAACUCAUAAAGACCUUGGAGAUAUUUUUCAAUUUUUUAUAUUAUCAUCGCGUUCAUCUUUAUUGAAAAUUUAAAAAUCAUUGAUCAAGCUUAUAGACUAAAAAGUGGGCGCCGCCUUUGAAUGAAAGUAAAGCAUGCUUAAUAGCAUUCUUAUAGCAGCAAGAUCAGAGGCAAACUCAUAAAGACCUUGGAGAAAAUAUUUAAUUUUUAUGAUAUCCAUCUUUAUUGAAAAAUGUCAUAGCAAUUGAUGAAACUCAUUGACUCAAAAGUGGGUGAUGCCUUUGAGGGGAAAUUAAAGCUUGUUUAAUAGCAUUCUCCGAGUGGCAAGAUCAGAGGUAAACUUCUAAAGACCUUGGAGAAAUUUUCAAUUUUAUAAUGGCGCGAAGUCCAUCUUUAUUUAUAAAUUUAACACUAUUGAUGAAUCUUAUAGAUUCAAAAGUGGGUGACGCCUUCGAGGGUGAAUUUAAGCAGAUCUAAUAGCGUGCCUAUAGCAAGAAUAUUAUUGGUAAACUCAUAAAGACCUUGGAGAAAUUUUCAAUUUUAUAAUGGUGAAGACCAUCUUUGCUGAUAAAUUUCAUUAUUAUAGAUGAAGCUUAUAGAGUCAAAAGUGGGUGAUGCCUUUGAGGGAAAAUUGAAGUAGAUCUAAUAGCGUGCCUAUAGUAAGAAUACCAGAGAUAAACUCAUAAAGACCUUGGAGAAUAUUCAAUUUUAUAAUUGUGAAGACCAUCUUUUUUAUAAAUUUAACACAAUUGAUAAAGCUUAUAGGCUCAAAAGUGGGUGAUGCCUUUGAGGGGAAAUCGAAGCACGUCUAAUCGCAUUCUUAUAGUAAGAAUAUCAGAGCUAAACUCAUAAAGACCUUGGAGAAAUUUUCAAUUUUAUAAUGGCGAAGGUCAUCUUUGUUGAAAAAAUUUAAAUUGUACUACAGCAAAUCAAAUUUAUUAAUAGUAAGAGUUAAGGAAAUAGAUUAAUUACCCUUAUUUAGAUAUAAAUCCAUCUCUAGCCAAGUUUAUUUGAUUUGUAAUCAAUUGUUCAGUAUUUUCUAAGAGUAUGCUUGUACAGCGAGUUCUAGCCAUAAUGGUAUUAUUAUAAUCUGUUUAUUAUUAAAAUUUUGAUAAAAAGCCCCCAAUUUAGUUUACAUUUUUAUUUUUACUUAGACUUGUCAAAAAAUUAGGUUUGCUAAAAAUGUCAUAAUAAUGAAGCCAACACACCGAACCCCAGUAAGCCAAGAAGUAGCAACUAUGAUAGUCUUGCUUUCUCAAGCAGCCGAAAAUCAUGGCAAAGGAAGCUUAUAUGCACUUUUAGCCUACAUCGACUACUUCCUUCCAGGCAUUUCACAAGCAGGCCGGGACUUAAACAUACUGUUUGCUGCUCCCCAGCCCGUACACCAAUAUUGCUGCCAUGAGCCCAUUAGAGUGUUUCCUCAUUGCAGAUCUCCUUAUUUCGAGCUCCAGGACCAUUACUCGCAUGAAUGAAGGGCAUUAAGCAUGAGCGCUGAAAAAUAGCCUUCCCUUAACGAAUUAAAAGCUUUUUCUUGGUUUAAAACGUUUUUAAAAUUAAAUUAAUUGAUCGUUAAAAGGUCUUAGCUUAUCUAAACAGUCCAAGAAAAUAAAAAAUGUAGAAGAAGCUAGUCUUGCCCUCAAAGAUAGAUCUUCCAUAAUAAUACUGAAAAACGCGAAAGAAGCUAUAACAAAUAAAAAUUAAAAAAAAAUUUUAGAAAUUUUAUCGAUCAAAGUGCUAAUUUUGUGUAAAUAAAAUGUUAUUUAUACUCUAUUCUUUAAAAUAAAGCAAGAAAUAAGUAAAUUUUGAAAUUUUAUAAAGAAUUCGCAUUGAAUUUAUAUCAAAAUUAUUUAAAUAAAAAAUAUCAUUUUUAUUAAAAAAAAUAAAAAAUUUUUGAAAAUUAAAUGUAUUUAAAAAUUUAGCAAUUUAAGGAUAAUAAAUUUAUUUAAAUAAGAUGCUCUUUAUACUCUCUUCUUUAAACAAGAGCAAGAUAUAACUAAAUUUUUAAUUUUUGUUAAGAAGAAACAUUUAACUUAUAUCAAAACAUUUUAGAUAAAAAUUAUAUAUAAUUUUUUUUAUUAUAAAAUUAAAAUUUUCUUCCAAUUUAAAGGGGGGUUAAUUUAUCAAAAAAGCGAAAAUUUUACCUAUAUUUUGUUCCAAUUUAAAGGGGGGGAGUCAGAAGAAAACCUAACCCCCAUAUAUAAAAUUGCUUGAGGAAGAGAAAAUUAGUGGAGAGAAAAUUAGCGGAGCAAAUUUCGCUCUAACCGAAUGCCAUUUUAUUUAUGGGGUUACAGUAUUCAGGUAAAUCAUAUUUAGCAUAUGAAACACAAUGAUAGGGUCUACAGUUCUUACGAUGCCUUGGGGAAUGGAUCAGGCUGGAGUUCUGGCAGGAAUGUGUAUACUAUAAUUUAAUACAAAUUUUUUCUUUUAUAACAGAUAGCUUUUAUAUUAAUUUAUUAAAAUUUACCAUAAUUUUUAAGCAGUGAUGAUCAUAGGGAUAGGUGUGCUGUCUCUUUAUACCUGCUCUUUAAUUAUGAAAGUCUGCACUCGAUACAAGUCCGACGAUGUUGUAGAAAUGGUUUCCCGCAUGUGGGGGAAGAAAGGGCAAGUUGCAUCGCUCUAUAUGUCUUGCUUAGUUAUGUUAGGUGCUUCCAUGGUGUACAAUGUGCUGAUGAAUAGUUCGUUUUAUGACAUUAUUGACGGGAUUUCUUUGUGGACUACUGAUAACGAUAUAGGCUGCAAAACCUGCUGGAGUGGAUUUUCAAGCAGGUAUACACCUUUUAUAUUAAUGGGCUGCUUAAUGGUCAUGGUUAAUAUAAAAGAGAAGCAGAAAAUCGUGAAAAUCAAUUCGUUAGGCAUCUAUUUCGUGUUGACAAUCACAAUUUUCUUGAUUUUUGUAGGACUCAGGGCAAUAACUCUCGAUACCUUCACAACUGACUCAGAACAUAUCCCAGAUUCUGACAAAAAAUGCCACCAUGAUUGGAAUUGCCUUAAACACAACCAUAAGGUCGAAAUUGACCUUGUUAAGCCAAAUUUCCUGCUUCUUUCAGGAAUUCUUACACUUUCAUAUUUCAUUCACAACUGUAUUGUGAUCAUUAUGAAAAACAAUGCAGAGCCAGAAAAGAACGGCAGAGACUUGAGCUUGGGAUACUUAGCUGUAGGUGUCUGCUAUUUUCUGAUAGGAACUCUUGGAUAUUUUGGAUUCAAAGGGAAUGGAUUCACCCAAGACAUAACCCAGAACGCGUUAGACAUGUUUGCUUCUACAAACAUAUUAGCUUUCAUUAUGAGAAUUGUGCUUUUCACCCAGAUGUUCACAGUUUACCCAAUGAUUAUGUUUUUAGUCCGAUCACAGUUUUUUGGGUAUUAUUAUGGAACGGAUUAUCCUUCUCGAAAGCACAUUUUCAUAUAUAGUUUACUCUCCCAGUAAGUGAGACAACAAAACCAUUGGAAAAAUUCUUAUUUUUAAGGUACAAAUACCCUCGGUUCGCAAACAAAAAUUUUUUUAGUAUAAAAAAAUUUUUAUGAAAAAAUAUGUAAUAAUUAUUGUAAUGAAAUAUUUACUCCCCCCCCUCCGUGAGUGAACAAAACCAUUAGAAAAAUCCCUAUUUUUGCCCAAAAACCCACCCUCCGUGAGUGAACAAAAUUUUUUUAAUAGAAAAUUUUUUUAUGGAAAAAAACUUUGAUAUAUAAAUGAUAAUUAGUAUAAUGAAAUCUAGAGCUAAUUCUGUUUAAUUUUAAACGAAUUGCUUUUUAAAACAUAAAUUUUAUAAAUUAAAUUAAUUUUUGCUUUCCAAUUUUCGCGAAUUAGGAUUUUUUUUAAAUUUCGAAAAAAAAACUUUUUUAUAAAAUUUAUAUAUAAAUUUUUUUAAAAAACAAAAAUAAAAUCCCUCUCCGUGAGUGAACAAAAUUUUUUUGUUCACUCACAGAGGGGGGGGGAGUUAGCAAAUUCUGUUUAAUUAAUAGCUUGCAUUUUAGAACAUAAAUUUUUUACAAAUUAAAUUAAUAUUUACUUCAAAUAUAUUUUUAAUUAGGGUUUUUGUAAAUUUUGAAAAAAGCAAAAAAAAAAAUUAAAGGAGGGGAGUUAGUUGUGUGUUCAGCAACCACACUGAUUGCGUCAGUUUAUCCUAGUGUUGGAGUUAUUGCUGGAAUUGUUGGAGCUUUCUGUGGACUAUAUUUUGUGUAUAUAUGACUUAUCUAGAUAAAACGGCUUAAAAUUUAUGCCUAGAUGGCCUAAAUUUUAGAAAGAAUAAAUUAUUUUUUGUGAUAAAUUGGGCCAGUUUAUUAAAGGGAUAUAGUUCCAGUCUGCUUAUAUCUUUAUUACUACGAUGACGAUGCUCGAGUAAAAGUCCAAGAAGAGCAUAGCAUGCAAUUGAUGGAUGAUAAGGAUAUGCAAGCCACUGAUGCCAUUUCAAAUAGUGACCUGAAAGAAGAUCUAGGUAAUAGAAGGAAUCAUAAAAUCAAAUGGACAACUAAAAAAUUGCUCCAUUUAUCUAUUUGUGUUUUUGGAGUUGCGGUAUUAUUAUUCCAAUUCUUAACAGUUUAA